Molecule: messenger RNA, 616 nt
Organism: Drosophila elegans
Lineage: Eukaryota; Metazoa; Arthropoda; Insecta; Diptera; Drosophilidae
Exons: 2
Coding region: 148-555 (135 amino acids)
Source: RefSeq, a predicted model, not a curated record
UGAUCAGUAUGCUCAAAGAGCUACGUUUCAGCAGACGCUGCUUCAGAAAAAAAAUCCAAAAGGCGAGCGAUUUAGGUCCUCAAUUUAGCUGUUCCAGAAACAUUACCAAAACACAGCCGCAGUAACCGGACUACACUAGAAUAAAACAUGUCCUUUUACCUGAUGAGGCCCAGCUUAAGGCUGAUGGUGGUGAUGCUCCUAGUGUUGGCCCUAAUCACCGAUGAUGUGCAUGCUAAGGGAAGAUCCAAAAGCAGGAAAGGCAAGGGUGGCGGUCUUUUCAAUUUCGGCAGCUGGUUCAAAAGCCCCUCCAAAUCGGCGCAUUCGCAGAGCGGAGCUCACACCAACCAUCACGAGAGUCACCCAGACUACAGUUCGGACCGAUCCGGAUCUAGUCAUUCCUCCUACUACUACAGCGGAUCCCACUCCAGAAGUAGUUACCGAAACCGCAAUAACAACACGGAUGAAUACCAGUUCAAUUCCGCCACCAAAACUUAUUAUGUUCCAAGUGUGCCAUUCGUCCUCGUCUUAUUUAGUUGUAUCUGGUUAAAUAAUUAAAUAAUAAAAUAAAAUAGAAAGCCAAAAAUGUUGUCUGGCGGCAUUAUAACUGGCGCAAAAA